Messenger RNA from Plectropomus leopardus (leopard coralgrouper), 1944 nucleotides. It is a transcript of the gene hpdb, whose product is annotated as 4-hydroxyphenylpyruvate dioxygenase b. Lineage: Eukaryota; Metazoa; Chordata; Actinopteri; Perciformes; Serranidae. Gene Ontology annotation, cellular component: endoplasmic reticulum membrane; Golgi membrane. Gene Ontology annotation, molecular function: 4-hydroxyphenylpyruvate dioxygenase activity. Gene Ontology annotation, biological process: L-tyrosine catabolic process. The record is from RefSeq and is a predicted model, not a curated record.
AAAAUUCAGAGGUUCACCACAGAUUUCAUUCUGACAGUCAGGUCAGGUCACGACGAGUAAGAUGACAACAUACACGGAUAAAGGCGAAAAGCACGAGCAGGGCAGGUUCCUCUGCUUUGAUCACCUCACAUUCUGGGUUGGAAAUGCAAAGCAAGCUGCAUCAUAUUACUGUAACAAGCUGGGAUUUGAGCCUUUGGCUUACCAGGGUUUGGAGACAGGCAGUCGUGAAGUGGUGUCCCAUGCAGUCAAACAAGGCAAGAUCGUUUAUGUGUUCCAAUCUGCCCUCAAUCCUGGGAACAAAGAGAUGGGAGAUCAUUUAGUCAAACAUGGGGAUGGAGUGAAGGAUAUUGCAUUUACAGUGCAGGACUGUGACUUCCUUGUGCAGAAAGCCAGACAGAGAGGUGCAGUUAUUGUUAAAGAGCCCUUCACCCUGGAGGACAAGUAUGGUAAAGUCAGACUGUGCGUGCUUCAAACGUACGGUGACACCACACACACGUUUGUGGAGAGGAGCGGAUACAGUGGGUUGUUUCUGCCAGGAUUUCAGCCCCCUCUGUUCAAGGACCCUUUAUUAGCCAAAUUACCGAGUGGAAACCUGAACUUCAUUGAUCACGUUGUGGGAAACCAACCUGACAAUGAGAUGGUCCCAGUGGUGGAGUGGUAUCAAAGAAACCUUCUCUUUCACCGCUUCUGGUCCGUGGAUGACAAGCAGCUUCAGACAGAGUUUAGUGCGCUUCGCUCCAUUGUUGUGGCAAACUAUGAGGAGACAGUGAAGAUGCCCAUCAACGAGCCUGCCAUGGGGAAGAGAAAGUCUCAAAUUCAGGAGUAUGUGGAGUACUAUGGAGGUCCAGGUGUACAGCAUAUAGCCAUGAACACAUCAGACAUCAUCACAGCAAUACGCAACCUGAAGGAGCGUGGAAUGGAGUUCAUGUCUGUGCCGGACACCUACUAUGACCAGCUGAGGGAGAACUUGAAAAACUCAAAGGUCAAAAUCUCAGAGGACCUGGAUGUUCUACAGGAGCUGAAGAUCUUGGUGGACUACGACGACAAUGGCUAUUUACUUCAGAUCUUCACCAAGCCAGUUCAGGAUCGCCCCACCGUGUUCUUGGAAGUCAUUCAGAGGCACAACCACCAGGGCUUUGGUGCAGGAAACUUCAAGUCUCUUUUUGAAGCCAUAGAAGCGGACCAGCAUGCACGAGGAAAUCUAACAGUCCUGACCCCAAAUGGAGUUUCAAAGAACAUGUGACCCCAGUGAUAAAUCUCAAUAACUGUCAGUUUACUAUGAAAACACACUGUCUGCUGAGGGUCCUGUUUAUGUUACAAGAAUAUUAUACUAAUAAUGUGCUACAUGGAUGCUCUAAAACAGUAAGAAUGCACAGAGCAUGUUUAUCAAAGUUAUUCUUUAAUUUGUUGCAACUUGCAUGUUUUAUUCCAGUAACAUUUAGUUUCAAAAAGUACCUCAUUAUAGCCUUUCCUGAAGUUCAUGAAAGGAAGAAUUUGUAUCAGUUAACAGGGAGUCAAUCAGACUAACCAAUCACCUUCAUCUUAAUGCAACGCUUUCUUUUUUAAUAGAAUGUUAAGAAAACGAGCAUCAUUGAUACAAGCUUGACUCAAGCAAAACACCAUUUAAGCUCUCAUAAAUGAAAACAUUUAACUUUACACUUCUGUCAUCAUUUGGAUAAUAUAAGGUCAACAUACAUUCAUUGUAACAGAGGCCCUUUGUAUGAUGCUUUGAGUGCCUGUUUUUCCCUCCGUGUGGGAAGAGACAGCAAUUGCAAUAUGUGAAACAAUGGUUGCCAUGUGUUCAUAAACUAUACUGUUAACCCAAAUGUCAUGUCUUGUAAUGUUUUUUGUAAUGUUGUUAUUUUUACCAAAAAAAUUGCAUUUUCUUUUAACAGUGGUUACAUAAUUAUUCCAUACCAGACAUCCAUUGAUAAAUUGAAGUUC